CAAGAAGGUCGGCCGCAUCGUCAUUCCAUCAUCAUCGUAAGCAAAAAUGGCGACUUCCAGCGAUAUGCUGCCUCCAUCGGAGGUAGCGGCCGGCGGCUACGAUCAGGAUAGGAGGCAGCGGCUUCAAGGCCACGUUUUAACGCCGGAAGAAGUAAAGGCCUUUCAAGAAUGCAGCAAUGAAAGCUUCAAGUACCGUGCCUUGCCACUAGGACUGCUUGCCUCUUUCGGAGCCCAGUAUGCCAUCAAAGUUGGUUACCUCGCACCACACCCCAAGUACGGCCCCUACUUAAAGAUGUUCGGCGCUGGGUUUGUAGGGUGGUUGGUGGGCAAAAUUUCGUACCGCCGGCAAUGUGAGGAGAAGCUGAUGAAGCUUCCGAACAGUCCUAUUGGAGAAGCCCUGCGACGAAAGUAUGGCAUCUCUUCUCCUGAUGCGGUCAUGGGAAGCCAGUCUGGGGAUUAUGCCUCACUUUCUGGUCAAGACAGAUCAGGAGACCUUGGCUCACAGAGCCUGGACCUGCGCAGUUACAAUGCACCUCAAGGACUUGAUGACAGCCAGAGGCCAUCCAUGGACAACCCAGUUAUCGCUGAGGUGCCAGAGAACCUCCCGCCAGCUAAGUACUCGACGACAUACGAAGAGCUGCGUCGACGAAAUCGCGAGGAGUACGAGAGGCGCCUUUCGGCACCGCCGCCGCCAUCGCAGCUACCACCGCCGGCUUUGUCGCAGCAGCCUCCACUCGCUCCUUCACAGCCUCCAUCUCAACCCUUCGAUGAAAGGACGCAGAGGAGCUAUCCUACAAGAAUCCCCAGCUCAACGCCAUCGGGCGGUAGCACAGGCAAGAAGAACAAGUACGGGGACACUUGGGAAGAUUAGAAAUCUUAUUACCUUCUAGGAAACACUUGUAUUCAGAGCAAGAGGAGGGGCAUGUAGAGUCCCCUGCAAGACAUUGCGGUUUAGGAUGAAUCAAAUUAAAUAUGUAAUGUACUGAC
Rhipicephalus sanguineus (brown dog tick) is the source of this 987-nucleotide messenger RNA. It is a transcript of the gene asrij, whose product is annotated as OCIA domain-containing protein 1. The transcript has 8 exons. The record is from RefSeq and is a predicted model, not a curated record. Lineage: Eukaryota; Metazoa; Arthropoda; Arachnida; Ixodida; Ixodidae. The coding region runs from base 47 to 871 and encodes 274 amino acids. Gene Ontology annotation, cellular component: endosome.